AUGAUGGCAACCGAGGCGUGGUGGCAGGAGCUGCCGAAAAUGCCCGGGUUCCCCGCAAGGCAGACCGGCGGCGGCGGCGGCGAUGGCAGCGGGGAAGGGUCGGCCUCGCCGGCCGCUUCCUCUGAUGCGGCGGCUCGCACCACCCGGGAUAGCAGCAGCGCGAGCAGUGCGCUCGCGGGCUCGUGCGUUGGUGUUGAGGAGGGGGGGCGUGGCCCCGGAUCUUCUUCUUCUUCUUCCACGACAGCCUUCGCCGGAGCUUCUCAAAGGGCGUCCGUAACAGGAGCCGGCGCCGCCGCAGGGUUGGAGCCACCCGCAGGGGGGCCCGCAGAUUGGGGUCAGGGUAUGUACUCGUUGAGGUGGCUGCCGGCGGAGGGGCUGGCCGCGCUUCAGGCGGCGGGGGCGGCAUGCGGCAUGGACCGCGCCUCGUUGGACGCCGCGGGGGCGGUGGCAGAGGCGGCGGCGGCUAGGGCGGAGCAGGAGCGAGCGGCGGCGGCGAGGGCGGAGCAGGAGCGAGCGGCGGCGAUAGCAGACAGGGAGGCUUACGAAGCCGCCGCCAAUGGUACCGGGCCGGUGAUGUGGGGGUACGACGGCUACUACGACGGCGGUAGCGCCGCCGCUGCUGCUGCCGCUGCUGCUGCCGCUGCCGCGCAGCCGAGGCCGAGAGCCAAGAGGAGACCCAGGCGGAAGAGGGAGACGCACGUGCUGGUGAGCGAGAGCGACGAGGAAGGGGUGACGACGACGACCUCGGUGUGGGCGGGGCUGGAGGCUGCCGCCAAGGCGGAGGCGGAGGCGAUCAUGUCCUACAAGAAGAGCGGGAUGGUUGAGGCGGAAGCGGACGGCAAUCAGCACUGGGUACGGAGAUCGGUCAGGGCGGCGGGCUCAUCGGCGCUGGAUUCCGCUCACGUCGUGAAGCUGCUCGAACAAAUACGGGCGAACGAUCCAGAGGUGGAGGUGCUGAAGCUCCACCACUACCUGGGCCCAGACGUGAACACGGCGGUGAUCGAUGCCGUGCUGGAGGCGUUGAUGGUGAACGACAACUGCCAGGCCCUCUACAUACAGAACUUCAACGAGGGCUUUCGAGAUGAGCAGGUGGAGGCUUUGGCGAAGGUGCUGGGCAGGGGCAACAUAUGGUGCCUCAACGCUGGGGAGAACUACAAGGUCAAGCUCGCCACGUGGUGGCAGUUUGUGGAGGCGAUAAAGAACACGAAUGUCACGCACGCCUAUCUGAGCGAGCACGUGAUCACGGCGGAGCUCAAGAAGGCCAUGCGAAAGGCUAUCCGGGACAACCGGGUCAAGCACACCCGCCACAAGUCGGCCUCCAACCUGGAGGUUAUCCGCCGGUGCACCAACAUGUGGCGACACAAAACACGUGAUGGCCUGCAAUCAGCCCCUCCGCUCACUCUCGGGCGCUAG
This is a messenger RNA of Ectocarpus siliculosus, 1413 nucleotides long. The record is from the annotation of a GenBank genome assembly. Lineage: Eukaryota; Phaeophyceae; Ectocarpales; Ectocarpaceae.